Messenger RNA from Huiozyma naganishii CBS 8797, 234 nucleotides. It is a transcript of the gene BIL1, whose product is annotated as Bil1p. The transcript has a single exon. Bases 1 to 234 code for a protein of 77 amino acids. NCBI's taxonomy places the organism in Eukaryota, Fungi, Ascomycota, Saccharomycetes, Saccharomycetales, Saccharomycetaceae. The record is from RefSeq and is a predicted model, not a curated record.
AUGGCAGCUGACACUCAUUCUGAAGACUCUUCGAAGGCAGCAUCGUUGAAGGAUGUACCCUUGGACAAAGCACAAGAAGGGAAACCGGCAAACAAAACGGUCACUAUCUUUGAGCUGACAAGUGAGAUUGAACAGGCGUUGAAGGGAAUCGAAGAGAAGAUGUCUCAGAAUGAGAAGGACUUUCUGGGCAGCAUCACACAGAUCGAGACCCAAUUAGAACAGUUCAAAAGUUAA